GGGUGGAUUUUAUUAAAUGGGUUGUUCUGGUGUAAAUGUAAAACAAGUAAAAAUUUACUUGAUCUCUGUCCCAUCUUUAGAGUCAAAGAUGUCAGCCUUUUCCUCGGCUUGUAAAACUAUCCCUGUUUCACCUUCAUCCAGAGAACACACCUGUGACUCUGUUGGGCUGAUCUUGAGCCAAGGUGGUUGUUUGUCACAUGAUCAGGGGCAGAUGUUGGGAACUGAGCUCAGUUUGAUGGAGAUGACAGAGGUUGAAUACACACACCUUCAGCACCUUAUCCAGGCACAGGUGGAGGCACAAGCCGGGUCUCCAGAUGGGCCAGAUGCCAGAGGUCACCCUGCUACAUUGACGGUUAAAGAUGCCACUGGAUCCACAGUGAUUUCUCCCUUCACAACCACUCAAGCUAUUGACCUGUCAACUUCGACAGAUGAACACUGUCUGGUGAUGCCAGGAGAAAAGACACCAGCUUCUUAUGCAGAGGUCCCAGGUUUUGUGAUGGCCAGAAUCAGAGGUGAAAACAGUCCAAGUGAACCACCUGCCAGCAGCAGGACAUCUUCACUGAAGCGAUCCAGAUCAGCUGCUAGAGUUUGCUUGGAGAAAAGGUUCAACACAGUGUCUGCUGACACCCCAAGAAAUGAUAUUCAGUCAGCAGUUCUCACCAAUUUUUUGACAAUACUUCAGCAGUCUGCAGAGGCUCAUGAGGCAGUCAUACAUCCACAGAUGCAGAAGUGGAUGAAAACUGACAGACCAAAUCCUUUUGAGGUUACAAAUGUAGGGGGUGUAUUUAACCCUGUCACCAACAUGUGUGGUCAGGUAUUUGGCCAUAUUCCUCAUAUGGUUGAAUCUAACAAGCACCAGGGUUUAAUCAUCCCCAAGAGUUUUUCAUUUAAUGUUUGCCCAGAGAGGGUUGUUACCAAAGCUCACCAUACCAGCAGCAGCAACCCAACAGAAGAGAAGAAGUUAGUGAACAUAAAAAGUAAUAAUGAUGAGGUGACACCUACUGCUUCCAGGAAAAGUGGUAGUGCCUGCGGCUCUCAACCCAUCAAGGCUGCAAACGCUGCCUCAGAGUCAGCUGGAGAGUCAGGGAGCAGCAAAAGGAAAAGAGCUCAGUUUUGUAUGUCACAUAGCCAGCGCAGGGAGAGACACAACAGUAAGGAGAGGGAACGCAGGAGGAGGAUUCGUUUGUGCUGUGAUGAGCUAAACAUGCUGGUGCCUUUCUGUGACUCAGAUACAGACAAAGUCACCACCCUGCAGUGGACCACUGCCUUCCUCAGCUACAUCAAUAAAACCUACGGAGACACCUUCAAAGAGGAGUUUCAGACUGCAUUCACCGAAGAGAAAGGACUCUUUCUGAAAUCCAACCCUUCUCCGGGCCAGGACACAAUCCACCGGGAGAUGGAUGAGACACUGAGCAUUCCUCUUGCUGUAGAACAAUGACACCACUCCCUCCCCAAUUAUCACUAUCUUAUCUAAUAAAUCAGCCGGAUAUUUCAGGACAUUUAACCGUGAAAUGAGCUGUUGUCCUAUGAGGUCUGGCUGUGUUGUUAGAUUUUAAAUGACAAAUUCUCCUUUUGAGAGAAGUUCUGCUUGUGACAACAUUACAAUGAUUUAGAAAGUAGAAGGUUUUCAGUCUCAGACCAUGUGAUGCUCAAACAUGGUUUGAAUUGCUAGGCAAGUGUUUCAAUUGCCAUGCCAGCUAUUCUAACCUCCCCUUAGAGAGCCAGCAUUGGUUACAAGAAAGUCAUCAACAGGUGGCACUGUUUCCCUUUGACAAAUAUAAGAUAGUGUUCUAAUGAGUAGAUUUCAGAUCUUCACUAUCAUUGAUUUAGCUAAUCUUACUUAUAUUUGCAUAGUUUUAAUCCUAAUUCAAAUUUUGUUUACUCGCGUAUUUUUUAAAUUGUUUACAUUGGUUAAACUUGGUUCAUACAGUGUGUUCAGUUUUCGUGUCUACAUAAAUUUAGUCUCUAAUCACAUAUUUUGCAUGGAAAUAAGUGUCGCUGCCUUGUGAAUUAAUUGGGUUACUUAACUUUCACGGUGUUAAGCAUAUUACUCUGAAGUAAAGACUGUUCAUUUGAUAUGUAGAAAAGAGUAAUGUUUUACUGAAAAGUGGCUUUAUUUGUUCUUUCUUACAACAUGUCGCUGUAGCAUCUUACUGUACAUACAACAGUCACCCACAAAUAAUAAAUAGUAUUUAAAGUCAUGUAUAUUUAAUAGUUACAGCACCGGUAGUACAUAGUGGAUGUGGUCAUUGCAGAUUGAAAAAAAAUGAAUUUUUUACUUUGCUCCUAAGAUUCUUAAACUUAUUUUACAAUGUCUGAUGUAUGCAUCCACAAGUUUUAUUUCGUUUGUGAUUCUCAAAUCCAGAGAAUCAGCUUCACAUGUAAUUAAAAAAAAACAAGCUGUAAAAAAAAAAAAGACUAUCAAAAGUUUAAAAAUUUUUGCAUUAAUCUACACAAUGUCUGGGCACCUGGUUAUUUCUUUUUUAUUCCUUUUACAACACAUACACAGCUCCUCGACAGAGGCUUUUUUGCCUCUGGCACCUAUUUCCAUAUUUUACAAUGUAAGCUUGUAUGCUGAGGUAACACCUGUGAUUUACAUUAAUGGGCCAUGAUACAUGCACAUUCACUUCAGAGACAGUCACUGUUGUUUUUAGAGUGUCAUUUGCCAGAAGGAUGUUAACCAAAGUAAUGGGGCAUGGAAACAACAUGUACAAAGUUUUUAUACACAAAGGACUCAUCAUUCAUUUUCCAGCUGUUUGUAAAGUCAAGUCUUGUUAUGUGAUAGUAUUUAGAGCAAUGCAGUUGUUCUCUUGCACUCUUCGGUGCCUCUGUCCACUUUAUUUUUGGAUGUCACCUUGAUGUUUUUGUCUCUCAGUUGCUCUGGUAUUCACUCCUUGGAUGUUCCUCCAUUCCUCUCAAAAUAUCACAUCUGUUGAUGUUACUCUUCCCAUCUUGUGAUACAUGUAUUUAAAUAAAGAGGACAUUUUUGUGAUCA
Molecule: messenger RNA, 2995 nt
Organism: Seriola aureovittata
Lineage: Eukaryota; Metazoa; Chordata; Actinopteri; Carangiformes; Carangidae
Product: transcription factor-like 5 protein
Exons: 6
Coding region: 17-1438 (473 amino acids)
Biological process (GO): regulation of DNA-templated transcription; spermatogenesis
Cellular component (GO): nucleus
Molecular function (GO): DNA-binding transcription factor activity, RNA polymerase II-specific; RNA polymerase II cis-regulatory region sequence-specific DNA binding; protein dimerization activity
Source: RefSeq, a predicted model, not a curated record